Molecule: messenger RNA, 351 nt
Organism: Arachis ipaensis
Lineage: Eukaryota; Viridiplantae; Streptophyta; Magnoliopsida; Fabales; Fabaceae
Source: RefSeq, a predicted model, not a curated record
AUGGAAGGUGGUAGGCAUAACUAUUAUGUUGUGAGGAAGGGUAGGGUUCCUGGAAUUUACACGAAUUGGGUUGAUUGUGAGAGGCAAGUUUCGGGUUUCAAGGGUAAUGAGUAUAAAGGAUUCCAAGUGCGACGUGAGGCGGUGGAGUGGCUGAACUCCGGAGGAGACAACAGUGGGGAACACGACGAUGACCGUGGAGGAGGUGGCCAACCAAGCAAUGACAAUAGAGGGACAUUAUCUAGUUACUUUCGAGGUUUGAGCAUAACUAGUGGCGAAAAAAGUGUUUUUAAUGUUGGGGGUUGUAGUAGCUCCUUUGAGGUUGUAGGUAUGUACUCUGUGUACCUUGAAUAA